ACCUCCUCCGCCCGCAUCACGACCAUCCGUGACCAUUCCGACUAACAGCCGCCCGGCGCAGUGCGCAUAUUCUCCGUUCGCUCCGAAUCCCGAGAUCGACCCAAUUCGAGGUCCACCACAACUCACUCCACGCUGGAGCUCGCAGCUACCAACGCAGCACGCAAUCGCUCAAAAUGGCGGCACGGAAGCUGCAGCAAGAGAUAGACAAGGAGUUCAAGCGAGUCGCAGAAGGCGUCGCACUCUUCGAGGGCAUAUACGAGAAGCUCACACUGUCGACAAAUCCGUCACAAAAGGAGAAGCUCGAAGAUUCACUGAAGAAGGAGAUCAAGAAGCUACAGCGAUCACGAGACAAGAUAAAAGGCUGGGCGAGUCAAAAUGAUAUCAAGGACAAGAAGCCGUUGCAGGACCAGCGGAAGCUCAUUGAGACGCAAAUGGAGAAAUUCAAGGCCGUGGAGAAGGAGAUGAAGACCAAGGCAUUUUCCAAGGAAGGUCUAAAUGCUGCAGCGAAACUGGAUCCCAAGGAGAAGGAGAAGAUGGAGGUCGCGCAAUUCCUCUCAGACAUGGUCGACGAGCUGGGUCGACAAGUAGAGAGCCAGGAGGCCGAAGUCGAGGCAAUACAAGCAACCCUCAAGAAAGGCAAGAAGGAUAGUGGGAAAGCAGACAGAAUGGCCGAAUUGGAGCGGAUGGUGGAGCGACAUAAAUGGCAUACGGGCAAAUUGGAAAUCCUCUUACGAUCACUGGAGAACGGCAGCGUCGAAGUUGAGCAAGUCAAGGAAAUUGACGAUGGCAUCAAGUACUAUGUGGAACAAAACCAGGAGGUGGACUUCAUGGAAGACGACACAAUCUACGAUGAUCUCGCCUUGGAAGAAGAGGAGGACCAAUUCGGUAUCGCCGGUGAUAACGACAGAGUCUCAAGUCAGGACAACCAGAGCAUACAAGACGAACCUCCGGAGCAUGAGCCAACAAGGACGACCAGCGCACCCAGUAUAAAGACAAAGUCUACGUCCAUUUCAGAAAAUGCGGCUGGAGUGCGGCGACCGAGCGUACAGAUGAAAUCCCCACUUCCGGCAUUGUCAACAUUGCACGCAAGUCUACCGGGCAACGUGAAUGGCAAAGUGGCGGAAACAAUGCGACCGGCGCCCUUACCGACGAUACCCACCGGACAACCUCUCAAAUACGCUUCUGCGGCAGCGGCCGCGGCGUCGAGUGUGGGAAUCGCACCUCUACCACCGCCACCCGCAGCAGCGAAGACGGCUUCGCCUGCACCUGCGCCUGCACAGCCCGUGGCAGCAUCACCCGCACGACCGAUAGCAGCGCAACCUGCGAAAGCUGCGGAAGCACUAACAAAACAGCCAUCACCGGCGCCGAAAGAGGAGGUCAAGGCGCUCGCACCAAAGGCUCCCACGCCUGUGGAGCAACCACAAGCAGCACCACCAGCGGAGAGCAGUUCGAAAGCGAGGCAACCGCCGAGUCCGGACUCUGGAAUCGCUGGCAUCGCUCUGUCACACCGAGACUCAGCACAAGAUGAAGAGGAGGAAGAGAGCAUCUACCACCUGCCGUCAUCACUUGCUGACCUGCUCGGAUCAUUCGAGGAGACCAAGCAACGCGCAAAGUCAGACCAGCCUUUUGACCUGAACAUGAUGAAUGCCUCGCGAGUAACAUGCCCGACACCGUUGGACGCAGAGAAGCCCAAUCACUACAAGCCGCAAAAUCCCUACGCUUACACGCCAGCGCACUACCCGCAAGAGCCGCUAGGCAUCUUUGAUGAUCCCCGACUGUACAGCCGCAUCGACACUGACAGCCUGUUCUACGCCUUCUACUACCGGCAGGGGACGUACCAGCAAUACCUGGCAGCGAAGGCGCUGAAAAGCCAAAGCUGGCGGUUCCACAAGCAAUAUCAGACUUGGUUCCAGCGCCACGAGGAGCCCAAGAACAUUACGGAAGAGUUCGAGCAGGGGACCUAUCGGUUCUUCGACUAUGAGUCCACGUGGAUGAACCGCCGCAAGGCAGAUUUCAAAUUCGCGUAUAAGUUCCUCGAAGAUGAUCUCUGA
Molecule: messenger RNA, 2051 nt
Organism: Zymoseptoria tritici IPO323
Lineage: Eukaryota; Fungi; Ascomycota; Dothideomycetes; Mycosphaerellales; Mycosphaerellaceae
Exons: 5
Coding region: 174-2051 (625 amino acids)
Biological process (GO): regulation of DNA-templated transcription; nuclear-transcribed mRNA poly(A) tail shortening
Cellular component (GO): nucleus; P-body; CCR4-NOT core complex
Source: RefSeq, a predicted model, not a curated record